UGAAGGUCAGGUUUAUCUUUAAAAAACUAGCUAGUACGUAUCUAUUAAUAUUUGUUAGGCAAAAUUAUCAAUUUGUUACCAAAAUGGUGGUAGUACGCAAAUCUUUGUUGAUAUUUGUUAUUGUGACGGUAAUGAUCCAGAAAAAUGCAAUGGCGGCUCAACACGUUGUUGGUGGAAGCCAAGGAUGGGAUGAAUCCGCUGAUUUCAAAUCCUGGGCUUCUGGUCAGACAUUCAAAGUUGGAGAUACACUAGUAUUUAGGUACAAUCCAGGCCUUCACAGUGUUGUAGAACUUGAGGGUGAUAGCUCAUACAAGAGUUGUGAUAUAAGUAGUACAGUGAACUCGAUGAGUGCGGGUAACGAUGUGGUCAAACUAAACAAGCCAGGGACUAGAUACUUUGCUUGUGGAACAGCAGGUCAUUGUGACCAGGGCAUGAAGCUUAAGAUUAAAACUGUUACUGGAAGUGCACCUUCUAAUCAGGCAGAUUCUUCCACGCCUAGCUCUUCUUCUGCAGCUUCUCAUUGUUUUUCUACCACGUUUUUCACUUUCAUUGCUGCAAUUUUGACUGUACAAAUGGCCCUAGUGUUCCUGUUAUAAGACACAUUUUUGCUUUAUUCAUUCAAUGUUUUGCACUUGAUGAGGUAGAGUAGCUGGUAUUUAAUUAUAUGGAGUGGAGCACUAUGUUAAUUUUGUCAAUUAAGUUGUUCAUUUGAUGUAUUGUAAUUCUUUUACUUCAAAUUUUAUGAAGAGUUUGAAUAAUGUCGUUCAUUCA
Molecule: messenger RNA, 771 nt
Organism: Solanum verrucosum
Lineage: Eukaryota; Viridiplantae; Streptophyta; Magnoliopsida; Solanales; Solanaceae
Product: mavicyanin
Exons: 2
Coding region: 84-596 (170 amino acids)
Cellular component (GO): plasma membrane
Molecular function (GO): electron transfer activity
Source: RefSeq, a predicted model, not a curated record